Molecule: messenger RNA, 2214 nt
Organism: Gossypium raimondii (Peruvian cotton)
Lineage: Eukaryota; Viridiplantae; Streptophyta; Magnoliopsida; Malvales; Malvaceae
Product: protein REDUCED WALL ACETYLATION 2
Exons: 16
Coding region: 248-1885 (545 amino acids)
Biological process (GO): xyloglucan metabolic process; plant-type secondary cell wall biogenesis; xylan biosynthetic process
Cellular component (GO): Golgi apparatus
Molecular function (GO): acetyltransferase activity
Source: RefSeq, a predicted model, not a curated record
UUUAUUUUUUCCUUUCUCUACAUGCCCUGCUAGUUUUGAAUCAAUCCAUCUAUUGUUGUUCUUCGCUUCGUCGUCUUUAUCAUUUCUUUUUCUUUUCCUUUCCACUCACUGGCUAGAAAAACCAGAUUUCUAUCAGAUCUGUAAAUUUUAUUUUUAAACUCAUCUGUUUACGCUCAAAUGCGCCUGAUUUUGGCGGCUUAACUUCACUUUUCAUUUUGUUUCUUCGUUUGCCGAAAGUUUCCAAAUAAUGAUGAUCUUCGGCCCGAUCACUCCCGGUCAGGUUUCGUUUUUUCUCGGCGUAUUUCCGGUGAUUUCAGCUUGGAUCUAUGCAGAAUACUUGCAAUACAAGAAAAAUUCACUUGCAUCCAAGGCUAGGCAUUCUGAUGUGAGUUUAGUCGAAAUUGGAAAUGUUGCCGUUAAGGAGGAAGAUAGAGCGGUUUUACUGGAAGGCGGAGGUCUUCAAUCUGGUUCUCCUAAAGCGCGGUCUUCAACAUCUUCCGUGUCUCCAAUUCUCAAGUUUAUUAUGAUGGAUGAGACUUUCUUGAUUGAGAAUCGGUUGACACUUCGAGCAAUAUCUGAAUUCGGUGUUCUUUUGGCAUACUAUUACAUAUGCGACCGUACUGAUGUAUUUGCCUCUUCGAAAAAGAGUUACAACCGGGAUCUUUUCUUGUUCCUCUACUUUCUUCUCAUCAUAGUUUCGGCAAUAACUUCAUUCAAGAUACACCAUGAUAAGUCACCAUUUUCAGGGAAAUCUAUACUUUAUUUGAACAGACAUCAAACUGAGGAGUGGAAAGGUUGGAUGCAGGUCUUAUUUUUGAUGUACCAUUACUUUGCAGCAUCAGAGAUUUACAAUGCUAUCCGAAUUUUCAUUGCUGCUUAUGUUUGGAUGACUGGAUUUGGGAACUUCUCAUAUUAUUAUGUGCGCAAAGAUUUCAGUCUUGCAAGGUUUGCACAGAUGAUGUGGCGGCUCAAUUUCUUGGUAUUUUUUUGCUGUGUUGUCCUCAAUAAUAGUUAUAUGCUGUACUAUAUAUGCCCCAUGCAUACUCUAUUCACUCUUAUGGUUUAUGGGGCACUUGGUAUUCUGAACAAGUACAAUGAGAAAGGGUCAGUCAUUGCUCUAAAAAUCAUUGCCUGCUUCUUGGUGGUUAUCUUAGUCUGGGAAGUGCCUGGAGUAUUUGAACUUCUCUGGAGCCCGUUCACCUUUUUCCUUGGAUAUACUGAUCCGGCAAAGCCAAACCUUCCCCUCUUGCAUGAAUGGCAUUUCCGCUCAGGCCUUGAUCGUUAUAUUUGGAUUAUUGGGAUGAUAUAUGCAUAUUACCAUCCAACUGUUGAACGAUGGAUGGAAAAACUCGAGGAAACUGAGGUGAAGCGGCGAGUAUCAAUUAAAAUAGCUGUGGCAAUAAUAGCCCUGAUGGUGGGAUUUCUAUGGUUCGAGCACAUUUACAAGCUUGACAAGGUCACCUACAAUAAAUACCACCCUUACACGUCAUGGAUCCCGAUAACUGUGUAUAUAUGUUUAAGAAAUGUUACUCAAUCCUUCCGAAGCUACAGUUUAACCCUUUUUGCAUGGCUUGGAAAGAUUACACUGGAGACCUAUAUCUCGCAGAUUCACAUCUGGCUAAGAUCCGGGGUUCCAGAUGGUCAGCCUAAGCUGCUCCUUUCUCUGAUCCCAGAUUACCCAAUGUUGAAUUUCAUGCUUACGACUUCCAUAUACCUUGCAAUUUCUUACAGACUCUUUGACUUGACAAAUAUACUGAAAUCAGCUUUUGUACCUACCAAAGACAACAAGCGCCUUCUCCACAACUUGAUUACUGGUGUUGUAGUCUCGAGCAUAGUAUACUCUCUCUCUUUCGUGUUCCUAAGAAUCCCUCAGAUGUUGGUGUGAGAACUAUAAAUAUAGAGAUAGUAGGAGGCAGCCACCAUGACCUUGUUCAUCACUGUGUCUUUGGAAGUAUUUUCCUUCACAAUGGAAACGUAAAAUUGCAGAAUUCAAUAGGAGAAUACGUCUCCUUGAUCAGAUCAUGCGGAAUCUCGGAACAUGGAAGGUUAAAGUCGGUAUAAAACCUCCAAUUUGAGGUUGGUUAUUUUUGGUCACUAUUAUUGUUUUCUAAACACACGAUAUAGUUACUACAUGAUUCGUUACCAUGUCUAAAACGUACACAUAUUGGUUUGCAUUACAUCCAUCUUAUUAAAUAAAGAUUUGCCUUUAAUUAA